UUUUAUAUCACUGCAAGGCACAACAAACAAAGUAACAUAGAUAGCAUUUCGUAAAACUCUGUCAGACAAAAAUGUGUACGGAAGUAGUUAAAGCAUCGUAUUGGUUUCCAGAAGGUGUAUCCCCAUCCACCGGAAGCGUAGUCCCAGGAUCCUCAGCCGUGCUAAUAGAUUCAACUCUCUUCACUCACCUUUUCUGCGCCUUUGCCGAUCUUGACGCUCAGACCAACAGCGUCGUUGUCUCCAGCGCUCACGAACAGGAAUUCUCGAACUUCACUAAGAUCGUCAAGCAGAAGAACCCUCACGUGCAGAUCCUCUUGUCAAUAGGCGGAAGAAACGCAGACAGAUCCGCGUUUGCGUCCAUGGCAAGUAACCCCACCUCUCGUAAAUCAUUCAUUUGGUCUUCGAUCUCCAUCGCUAGAUCUUAUAAAUUUGACGGCCUUGAUUUGGCUUGGGAGUACCCAAAAGAUGAAGUGGAGAUGAACAACUUUGGUAAACUACUUGAAGAAUGGCGAGAAGCUGUUGAUGAUUAUAUUGAACGCACUGAAGGUAUCCAUUUUUUGUUGACAGCUGCGGUUUAUUACUCAUCCGAGUACAAUUCUGUUUCUUACCCGAUUCGAGAGAUUAAAGAAAACUUGGAUUGGGUUAACCUUAUUGCCUAUGAUUUCUACUGUUCAUCCACAAUCAUUGGUCCACCCGCCGCUCUGUUUGAUCCUUCAAACCCGAAAGGUCCAUGCGGGGACUCCGGUUUGAAAGAGUGGAUUAAGGCCGGACUUCCAGAGAAGAAAGCAGUCUUGGGAUUCCCAUACGUUGGACGGACCUGGAGUCUAGAAGGUGGUAAUGAUGCGGCCACUACCCCAGUACCUACAUCAGCUAAGGGUUAUAUCAACUAUAAUCAGAUAAGGAGGCUCAUAGUGGAUCACAAAGCAAGACCGGUUUAUGACUCGACGGUGGUCGGAGAUUACUGUUUCGCGGGGACUAGUUUGAUUGGGUACGAUGAUCAUCAGAGCGUCGUGACGAAAGUGAGAUACGCUAAAAAGAGAGGUUUGCUUGGUUACUUCUCAUGGCAUGUUGGAGCUGAUGAUAAUUCUGGUCUAUCUCGUGCAGCAUCGCAAGCAUGGGAUGCUAAAGAGACAGCCAGCGGAGACAAGAUGAGUUCCGAGUUAAACCAAAAGAAAAAGAUUAGUUCCGACAACCACAAAAGACGAAGAAAUAAAUAAUGACGAGUGAAGAAUAGAACAUGUUGGCUUAU
Messenger RNA from Arabidopsis arenosa, 1249 nucleotides. The record is from the annotation of a GenBank genome assembly. Lineage: Eukaryota; Viridiplantae; Streptophyta; Magnoliopsida; Brassicales; Brassicaceae.